Messenger RNA from Colletotrichum destructivum, 2928 nucleotides. RefSeq lists its product as uncharacterized. The record is from RefSeq and is a predicted model, not a curated record. Gene Ontology annotation, biological process: lipid metabolic process. NCBI's taxonomy places the organism in Eukaryota, Fungi, Ascomycota, Sordariomycetes, Glomerellales, Glomerellaceae. The transcript has a single exon. Bases 756 to 2927 code for a protein of 723 amino acids.
CGACGUUUGGCCCGUUCUUCAGCGCCUCUAGGUCUGGACAACCGCCAGCCGCAAAUGACAGGGAGGCAAGCAGGCGGACAUUGGCUACUGGGGGGGAGGCCUAGCAAAGUCUCCCACAGGCGGCGGCUGGACCUCGUGGGCGUAGACAAUAACUGCAUUCUUCGCAUUUCGGAUGGGAUGAGCUGCUCCGAUCUGGUGUGACGUUGACAGGGUCGAGACCGCUGCCAUCGGCCCGCAUUUGACCAACCUCAUCAUCAUCAUCGUCGUCGUCGUCAGACCAGGGGUUCACGACUGGCUGCAAUAUUCGCAUUGGCCAGCAUGAUUUUCCUGUUAUCUUUGUUUGCCCCCCCUCCCGCCGCGAAUACUGUACUUGGCUUGCCUCUCCCUUGUUAUUUUACCAGCCAACCGAACCGUUCUGGCUGCUCUCCCGCACUCCGCCUAGUGAUGUUAGUGUGUUUAUGCCUAUGAUUACACCCCUAAUUUACCCUCUCACCCCUCUCCCCCCUACUUCUGGAUCUGCGCUCUACUUUCUUGGACCGCAUCGACUGCCCCCCUAUGGUGCCUGUCGAUUUGACAUGCAACUUUCCACUUCAAUUGCCUUCUUCCCAUCUUCGUCUCGCAUGCUCUUGUUGUCGCGCGGAAGAAAGCAACCACGCCUCCCCUUUUCAGCCGCCGAGUCCUAGCGAACGUCGACACUUCGCGACUCUUGCGACGCUUGAGAGCCUCCUUCGCGGCUGCCAACACUUCCCGACGAAAUGGGUACCCUUUCCCAGUCUCCGGUUCGCCACCGAGACCGAUUACACGACAAGGGCGUCGCACACACCGCCAUCGAGUUUGCCCAGCAAGCCGAGAAGUUGUCGCUCCAGAGCCACCAGAACAACGAUUCCGAGGUCGCCGUCGAAGCUCGAUUCGUUACACCCCAAGACCCUAUCAUCAUCACAUCGGAGGGCAACAGGCUUCCAGGUGUGCCGCUCGUCGAGGCGCACAAAUUGAACGUGCUCAAGGAAGAACUUCAAGAUGGUCCUGCGGUAGUCAAGAUCAAGCAAGGGAGCGACACUGAAGAAGAGAUCGAUACCGGAAAAGAAGCCUCGAAUGGACAGGAAAGAAUCAUCUCGCUACCCACAGACACGAACGGAAAAUCGAUGCAGAAAUCGGAAGAAGGCUCCCUUCGUCGCCAAACGCCGCCGUCACACACCAACCCCCUAUUCCCCCCCCUGCCCCUUUACGGGCCACCAUCAUUACUUCGCGACUUGCAUUGUAUGGUGUUCCGCAUCUCGGCCUUCUUCUUGAGUUUGGCUUUUCUUGGGGUCAUUGUUCUCGGUGCACUCUUCACAAGCAUACCACCACUGUGUCGCCGUAUCUUCUACCGCUUGACUCUGCAGAACCCAGACAAGAAGAGGCCGUUCUUCGAAGAGGAAGCGCGCAGGGCCAAAGUGCGCGAGGAGGAGAACAGGAAAUGGAAGCGUAGCAACAGCCUGGACAAAGACAGGGAGAUCGCUGAUGAAUUCGUCCCUACGGAAGGCGGGCCCGAUCCGAUAGUCUGCGACGUUGGAUACUACGCUCGUCGCGUCGGCCUCGAUGUAGAAGAGUUACAAGUUCAGACCGAAGACGGAUUCAUCAUCGACCUGUGGCAUGUAUACGACCCCGAAGAAUACACAAGAAUGAGCGAGGACGACAGAUCAGACAGGGGGCCCCAAAUCUUCACCCCUUCCAAGAGGAAGCUCAAAGACCCCAGCCAGAAGCGCAAGUUUCCCGUUCUGCUUAUACAUGGGCUUCUCCAGAGCUCGGGCGCCUACUGCACGAACGACGAGGAUUCGCUGGCAUUUUACCUCUGUAAGUCCGGGUACGACGUCUGGCUUGGCAACAACCGCUGCGGCUUUAAGCCCAAACACGCCUCGCUGGAGUACACCGACCCGCGAAUGUGGUGCUGGAACAUUCGCCAGAUGGGUGUGUUUGACCUGCCGGCGCUGACCUCGCGUGUCCUCUACGAAACUGGCUUCGGAAAGAUCGGUUUGAUCUGCCACUCGCAGGGCACCACCCAGACACUCGUCGCACUGGCAAAGGAGCAACGGCCAGACCUGGGCGAGAAGCUGACGGUUUUCUGCGCUCUGGCGCCGGCUGCCUACGCCGGGCCCCUAAUCGGGAAGAUGUACUUCAAGUUCAUGAGGAUCAUCACGCCGGGCAUGUUCCGUUUAAUGUUCGGCAUCCACGCUUUCAUCCCCUUCAUGAUGCAGGUGCACCAGCUUCUUCACCCCAAGGUCUACGGGUGGCUCGGGUACAAAGUCUUCUCCUUCCUGUUCGACUGGACGGACACGAGGUGGGAUCGCGGCCUAAGAGACCGCAUGUUCCAAUUCGCACCUGUGUACGUCAGCGCCGAAUCCAUGCGCUGGUGGCUCGGAAGAGAGUGCUUUGCGAGACACAAAUGCAUCCUCUCCACCAAAGAGGACGUCCGCGCCGAGGAGAAGGAGGACCAUGUCAAUGGAAACGACUGCCACACUCUCCGGGCCGACGACGCCGACGGCCUGAUGAGUCAGAGGACCUUGGACGAGUAUACCCGUAGACCCAAGGGGUCGACCGCAUGGUAUAACGAACAAGCGCCACCCUUUGCCCUCUGGGUCGCCGGGAACGACGACCUCGUCGACGGCAAGAAACUCCUUCGGAGGUUCGAGCGAGGCCGCGAGCCGCACGUCAACGUGGUGCACAGUAAGGUUAUUCCUGAGUACGAGCAUCUUGACGUCAUCUGGGCCAUGGACGCCCCCGAACAGGUGUUCAAGGAGGUCCGCGAGGUGCUCUGGAAGACCUGCGACGCAAGAGACGAGUGUCGCGUGCCCAAAGGAUGUGAGGACGUCAAGCGGUGGACGCCACCGAACAGGGUAGCGAACGGAGAGUCGGAGGAGAGCCAGUCCAGCAGCGACGAUGCCGAGUAGG